CCGACGUUCCCGCCAGUCCUCAAGACAUUCGCCCUCUAACUCAAAAUGCCAGGUGUACGAGACGUCGCCCCCGAUACAUUCAUCGCAGCAUACGCUUCGCACCUCAAGCGGGCGGGAAAGCUUGAGGUCCCUACAUGGGUGGACAUUGUCAAGACUGGCCCCUUCAAGGAACUUGCACCCUAUGACCCUGACUGGUUCUACGUCCGUGCAGCUGCCGUUGCAAGACACAUCUACCUCCGCAAAGACGUCGGUAUUGGCGCAUUAACGAAACUCCACGGUGGUCGCAACCGACGCGGUAACCGCCCCUCCCACCACGCAGACUGUUCUGCCUCCGUACAGCGCAAGGUCUGCCAGGCCCUCGAGAAGAUUGGCGUUUUGGAGCAGACAGACAACGGGGGCCGUCGGAUAAGCCAAGACGGCAUGCGGGAUCUGGACCGAAUUGCCACUGCUGUAGUGGAGCAGGAGAAAGAGGAAGAGGAGGAGGAAGAAGAGGAGGAGGCUGAGGAGGACGAGGAGUAGAUGUGUUUCGCUGGUCGGGCAUGUGGUCCAUGGAUAUCGCAUGAUUUAUCUCUCACCUCGGUAUGCUCCAUGCGCUCUCUAAAAUAUGGCGAGGCUACUCUGCUUUCAUUAUGACGUUCGCAUUCGGGCUCGACGCAGGUCACGCAGAGCAUAUUGCUCAGUUGUGCUUUGCAGAAAUACAACUCUUUCAUGCUCACAGGAGCUGGAGUAGUCCAAUCAUUUCGUUUGUGAGUUGUUCGUCUUCGCUGACGUCCAGGAAUGUCU
Molecule: messenger RNA, 783 nt
Organism: Gloeophyllum trabeum ATCC 11539
Lineage: Eukaryota; Fungi; Basidiomycota; Agaricomycetes; Gloeophyllales; Gloeophyllaceae
Product: 40S ribosomal protein S19
Exons: 3
Coding region: 46-519 (157 amino acids)
Biological process (GO): ribosomal small subunit assembly; translation
Cellular component (GO): ribosome; cytosolic small ribosomal subunit
Molecular function (GO): structural constituent of ribosome; RNA binding
Source: RefSeq, a predicted model, not a curated record